Messenger RNA from Macadamia integrifolia, 1638 nucleotides. RefSeq names its product 7-deoxyloganetin glucosyltransferase-like. NCBI's taxonomy places the organism in Eukaryota, Viridiplantae, Streptophyta, Magnoliopsida, Proteales, Proteaceae. The coding region runs from base 1 to 1443 and encodes 480 amino acids. Gene Ontology annotation, molecular function: UDP-glycosyltransferase activity. The transcript is spliced from 2 exons. The record is from RefSeq and is a predicted model, not a curated record.
AUGGAAUCUUUUGAAGUCCAGAAGCGUCAUGCUGUGUGCAUUCCAUUUCCAGCAAAAGGCCAUGUUAAUCCCAUGAUGCAAUUAGCUAAGCUUCUCCACUCAAGAGGCUUCCAUAUCACCUUUGUCAAUACUGAGUUCAAUCACAGACGCUUAUUGAGAUCUCAAGGUCCGGAUGCUCUCAAGGGCUUGAAUGAUUUCCAGUUUGAAACCAUUCCCGACGGAUUGCCACCGUCCGACCGUGAUGCUACGCAGGAUCCUGUAGCUCUAUGCGCUUCAAUCCAAAAGAACUGCUUGGCUCCCCUCCGUGAUCUACUGAAAAGGCUCAAUUCUUCCUCCUCCAACAUACCUCAAGUCUCUUGCAUUGUUUCUGAUGGAGUGAUGAGUUUUGCCAUAAAAGCUGCCAAGGAACUAGGCAUCCCUGAAGUUCAAUUUUGGACUGCCUCAGCUUGUGGCUUCAUGGGCUAUUUCCAUUAUCAUGAGCUUGUCAAAAGAGGGAUUGUACCACUCAAAGAUGAAAGCUACAUCAGCAAUGGCUAUCUGGACACACCAAUUGAUUGGAUACCAGGAAUGAAAGAUAUCAGGCUCAAGGAUCUCCCAAGCUUUGUCAAAACUACUGAUCCCAAUGACAUUUUGUUCAAUUUCUUAGGCCAAGAAGCACAAAAUUGCUUCAAGGCUUCCGCAAUCAUAAUCAACACAUUUGAUGAUUUAGAACACGAGGUUUUGGGUGCAAUUGCAAGCAAGUUUCCUCACACAUAUACUAUUGGCCCAGUAAAGUUACUCGGCCGGUACACACCGGAGAGCGAAUCGAAGUCGAUCCCAUCAAGCCUCUGGAAAGAAGAAUUAGAAUGCCUUGAAUGGUUGGAUAAAAAGGAACUAAACUCAGUUGUUUAUGUAAAUUUUGGGGGUGUGACAGUUAUGAGUGAUCAACACUUGAGAGAGUUUGCAUGGGGGUUGGCAAAUAGUAAGUAUCCCUUCUUGUGGGUCAUUAGAGCUGAUGUUGUAAUGGGUGAAUCAGCAAUCUUGCCAGAGGAGUUCAUAGAAGAGACCAAAGAUAGAGGUUUGGUGGUGGGAUGGUGCCCACAAGACAAAGUUCUCUUACAUUCAUCCAUAGGUGGGUUUCUCACCCAUUGUGGAUGGAAUUCUAUGCUUGAAAGCAUAUGUGGUGGAGUGCCAAUGAUGUGCUGGCCCUUCUUUGCUGAGCAGCAAACUAAUUGCAAAUAUGCUUGCACUACUUGGGGCAUAGGCUUGGAGAUCAACAAUGAUGUUAAGAGAGAUGAGGUUGAAACUCUUGUUAAGGAAUUGAUGGAAGGAGAGAAAGGAAAAAGAAUGAAGAAGAAGGCCUUGGAGUGGAAAGAGAAAGCAGAAGAAGCUACCAAACAAGGAGGUUCUUCUUACAAUAACUUUGACAAAGUAAUUAAGGAAGUUCUCCACCCAAGUGAGUAACCAAAUGGGUAGAUCUAGGUAUAAUGUUGUUAUUCCAUGUCCCCUCAGAGACCACAUAGCUGCUCACCUUAACCAGUAUGAUAACUUGAGGGGUUUGCAAAUCUGAGAAUCAGCUCCAUCUAAGGCUGAUUUGGUACGAUUUCAAUUUCGGUUUUGGAUUGGUUUCAUAAAAUAGUUAAUAAAUAGAUUUUUGUU